AUGCCAAGAGGCUCAAAAAUCCAUCUUCACUUUUCAGUCAGAAGAAGCAGAAGUGGAUGUGAGAGAAAGAGACAUACAAAGAGACAGACAACGGAUAGGAGGGCGAGAGACCGGGCAUUCAGAGACUCUUGUCCUGACAACUCCAUGCAGUUCGGAACGAGGACACCGGCAAGCGAGCCUGGGUACAUGGGGGCAUGGCAGAACUGUGAUGCCAAUCUUCUCUUCAGAAUGUCCCAACAGGCCAUCCGAUGUACACUUGUAAAUUGCACAUGUGAAUGUUUCCAGCCCGGGAAGAUUAAUCUGAGAACCUGUGACCAAUGUAAACAUGGCUGGGUGGCACAUGCUUUGGACAAGCUUAGCACUCAGCAUCUGUACCACCCAACACAAGUGGAGAUUGUACAAUCCAACGUAGUGUUUGACAUCAGCAGCCUGAUGCUGUAUGGUACACAGGCCGUGCCUGUGCGGCUCAAGAUUCUGCUGGACCGUCUCUUCAGUGUGCUCAAGCAAGAAGAAGUUUUACAUAUCCUACAUGGCCUAGGAUGGACGUUACGGGACUACGUCCGUGGAUAUAUACUUCAGGAUACUGCUGGCAAGGUCCUGGAUCGUUGGGCAAUUAUGUCUCGAGAAGAGGAGAUUAUCACUUUACAGCAGUUUCUACGGUUUGGAGAGACCAAAUCCAUUGUGGAGCUCAUGGCCAUUCAAGAAAAGGAAGGACAGGCAGUUGCUGUGGCUUCUGCAAAAGCUGAUUCAGAUAUAAGAACUUUUAUUGAAACCAACAAUCGUACCAGAAGCCCAAGUGUACUCUCACACUUGGAAAACAGUAACCCUUCUAGUAUUCACCACUUUGAGAACAUGCCCAAUAGCCUUGCAUUUCUCCUUCCAUUCCAGUAUAUCAACCCAGUCUCUGCUCCUAUGCUUGGAUUACCUCCCAAUGGGCUCAUGUUAGAGCACCCCGGACUGAGGUUGCGAGAACCUAACAAUACCAGUCAGAAUGAAUGUGAAGAGACCAGUGAGUCUGAGGUCUCCCCUAUGCCUUAUAGUAGGAAUGAGCAGACAUCCAAUAGAAACGCCUUGAGUAGCAUCACAAAUGUAGAGCCAAAAUUAGAGCCAAACAAUGCCUCCCCCUCUCAAGCAUCUACUCCAGUCAGUGACAUAAAUAAGUCUGAGCAUGUCAAAAGUUCUUUCAAGAUUCACAGAAUGAGGAGGAUGGGAAGUUCAUCACGCAAAGGACGGGUAUUUUGCAAUGCUUGUGGCAAAACCUUUUAUGACAAAGGAACACUAAAAAUCCAUUACAAUGCAGUGCAUCUUAAGAUCAAACACAGAUGUACUAUUGACGGUUGUAACAUGGUUUUCAGUUCUCUUAGAAGUAGAAAUCGACAUAGUGCAAAUCCCAAUCCCCGUCUGCACAUGCCAAUGCUAAGAAACAAUAGAGAUAAAGACCUUAUACGGGCAACAUCUGGAGCUGCGACACCUGUAAUAGCAAGUACAAAAUCAAGUUUAACUUUAACAAGCCCAGGUCGACCUCCAAUGGGCUUUUCUACACCACCUUUGGAUCCCCUUUUGCAAAAUUCACUUUCCAGUCAACUAGUGUUUCCAGCUUUAAAAACUGUACAGCCUGUUCCUCCUUUUUACAGAAGUUUACUAAAUUCAGGAGACCUAGUGAGUCCUCCUGCAUCACUACCUACUAGUCCAAUUUUGCCAGCACCUCUCGGAAUAGAACAGCCUCUUCCUCCACUGCCUCAAGAGCUGCCAUCAACUGUGAUUAAUGUGUCAACACAGGACUCUAAUACAGAUCUUGCUCCUAAGAAAAAGCCAAGAAAAUCUAGUAUGCCAGUUAAAAUUGAGAAGGAAAUCAUUGAUACUGCUGAUGAAUUUGACGAAGAAGAAGAAAACAUUGACCAUGGUCCUUCCAUAAAUGACAUUAGCCAUGAUAGCCAUUCUCAAGGUGAUGUAAGCCCAGGACUGUCAAUAAACAGUUACUCAAAAACAAGCAGCAACAGGUGUAUUAUGCGUUCAGACACCAGAGCAAACAGUAUAACAUCUGAAGACCAGGAACACGAGAGAGAUUUUGAAAAUGAAUCAGAAUCCUCUGAGCCAAAAUAUUGUGAUGAUCCAAUGGAGGAUGAUAACCUUCCAAUUCACAAAGAUGUUAGGACAGAAAAUGAUAAAUCUUAUGAAAAUCAUAUUGACAGCCAUCAGCAGGCUAUAAUAAAGGUAAAGGAAGAGUUUACAGACCCUACAUAUGAUAUGUUGUACAUGAGCCACUAUGGACUUUAUAAUGGGAGCAGUGCUGGCAUGGCUGCACUUCAUGAAAGCUUAGCUUCAUCAUUGAGUUACGGAAGCCCUCAAAAAUUCUCUCCAGAGGGGGACCUCUGCUCAAGCCCAGACCCUAAAAUUUGCUAUGUGUGCAAAAAAAGUUUCAAAAGCUCAUACAGUGUGAAGCUGCAUUACAGGAAUGUUCAUCUAAAAGAGAUGCAUGUCUGCACAGUAGCUGGCUGCAAUGCUGCUUUUCCUUCACGCCGGAGUAGAGACAGACACAGUGCCAAUAUUAACCUUCACCGUAAACUGUUGACCAAAGAACUGGAUGAGAUGGGGCUGGACUCCUCUCAGCCCAACCUCCGAGAUGAGAUCUUGGCAAAAAUCUAUGGCGGUCAACAUUCCAUGGGCCUGGAUAUUAGAGAGGACACCACCUCACCAGUUGGUACAGAAGAUUCGCACAUCAAUGGAUAUGGGCAUAGCCUGGCAGACGACUACAUGGUCUUAGACUUGAGUACAACCUCCAGUGUUCAGUCUAGCAGCAGUAUCCAUUCUUCUCGAGAGUCUGAUAUAGGCAGUGAUGAAGGAAUCCUCCUUGAUGACAUUGAUGGUGCCAGUGAUAGUGAGGAGUCCACUCAGAAGGCUAAUGUCUCUGCCCCGCUCAUGGGACCAGGCAAUGAUGUGACAGAAUCUUCCUUAUACAACAACUUUGCCAUGAGCAAUGGUGGAAUAAUGUGCAACAUUUGCCACAAAAUAUACAGUAACAAAGGAACCCUGCGGGUUCAUUACAAGACAGUGCAUUUGCGGGAGAUGCAUAAAUGCAAAGUCUUUGGAUGUAACAUGAUGUUCUCCUCUGUACGCAGCCGGAAUCGGCACAGUCAAAAUCCUAAUCUCCAUAAAAACAUUCCUUUCUCUGCUGUGGAAUAGCUUCCAAAUGGACAAAUAAACUUCAGAUUUCACAGAUGAACUGUUCCAUAUUUAUAUAUAUACGUACAUAUAUAAAAAUGUAUAUGUAUGUUAUAUAUCUAUACAUAAAUAUAUAAAUCUAGAUAUAUAUUCUUUUUUAACGAACAGAGAAAAAGAAAACUACAAAACACUAGGUGCUUUUUUAUGUUCACUUAUUGGUGAAACUGCCCUGAAAAGGACUACCAAACAGACAAAAUUAAAAACACGCGGUCACUUAUACCUUUCCUUUUUUUUUUUUUUUUUUUUUAUAUUCGUCUAUG
This is a messenger RNA of Bufo gargarizans (Asiatic toad), 3482 nucleotides long. RefSeq names its product basonuclin 2 (gene BNC2). Lineage: Eukaryota; Metazoa; Chordata; Amphibia; Anura; Bufonidae. Gene Ontology annotation, biological process: regulation of DNA-templated transcription. Gene Ontology annotation, cellular component: nucleus. The record is from RefSeq and is a predicted model, not a curated record.